AUGAACACCAGCCAGCAGAAAGGACGACGCCAGGUCGAGGCGGCUGACCACAUGGUGAAGGGGACAUUUUGGAGCCAGGUGGGGCAGGACAUCGAUGGCGAAGCUGCAGGCGAUUGGAGUGGCUUUUCGGUGUCGCUGAGCAGCGACGGCAGCCGCGUGGCCAUCGGAGCACCUUAUAACGACGGUGCCGGGACAAAUUCUGGUCACGUUCGCGUCUUCGAGCUCUCGGGCAACACUUGGAGCCAGGUGGGGCAGGACAUCGAUGGCGAAGCCCAAGGCGAUUACAGUGACGUGGUGUCGCUGAGCAGCGACGGCAGCCGCGUGGCCAUUGGAGCAGUUUAUAACGACGGUGCCGGGGCAGAAUCUGGUCACGUUCGCGUCUUCGAGCUCUCGGGCAAUAUUUGGAGCCAGGUAGGGCAGGACAUCGAUGGCGAAGCUUCAGACGAUCACAGUGGCUUUUCGGUGUCGCUGAGCAGCGACGGCAGAAGCGUGGCCAUCGGAGCACCUUAUAACGACGGUGCCGGGACAAAUUCUGGUCACGUUCGCGUCUUCGAGCUCUCGGGCAAUACUUGGAGCCAGGUGGGGCAGGACAUCGACGGCGAAGCUUCAGCCGAUCAAAGUGGCUUUUCGGUGUCGCUGAGCAGCGACGGCAGCCGCGUGGCCAUUGGAGCACCUUGGAUUUGGGCAAAUCCUGGUCACGCGCGCGUCUUCGGGACCGAGCCGGCCAGCCCAGCGGACAGCCCCACGCCGACUCCGACGGCGCCCCCGACGUCCAGUCCGACGCCAUCGCCGACUGAGGCCCCGACGAGCAGCCCGACCUCCAGUCCGACCGCGUCCCCGACGACCAGGCCGACGUCUGCACCAGCGGCACCGCCCAUCAACAGCGGCCCAAUGGUCAAGGACAUCGGCGACCCGCAUCUCGCCAACACGCUCGGCCAGAAGUUUGACCUGCUUCAGGCUGGGUACCACACUUUGGUCCAAAUCCCCAGGUGGCAGCGGCAUCGGACUAAUUUCCUCGUGGAGGCGAGGGCGAGUCGCGCUGGGCGUGGGUGCGCUGAUCUGUAUUUUACGGAGAUCAACAUCAGCGGCACGUGGGCUCGUGGUCACAGGGCAACGGGCUUGCGUUGGGACGCCGAGGCUACGAGGCUGGCCAAACCAGCAUGGAUGACCUUCCACAAUGAGGUCAAGGUCAAAACUGUGCAUGGCCGCACAGCCUAG
Molecule: messenger RNA, 1218 nt
Organism: Prorocentrum cordatum
Lineage: Eukaryota; Dinophyceae; Prorocentrales; Prorocentraceae
Source: the annotation of a GenBank genome assembly